AUGUCGGAGUCCAGUCCACCACCAGAAUAUCAAGAGAAGGCCCCGGAACAGCCCGUGACCGUUCAGCCAGUUGAAGCUGUAAGAUUUCUGUUUUCAUUAGUUUAUUUUACCUUGAAUAUUUAACUUCCAGCCAACCGCAAAUGGAAACGAUCAUCCUCGUCAUUUCGUUUCUGCGAGAACGAGCGCUUACGGCUCAGUUCCCAUCGAAAUGGAUUGUCCGCAUUGUCAGGUAAGAAAUUCGUUUUGGGGGUAUUUCUUGUACGAAUUAGCUCAUUUUUAGAUCCAAAUACGAUCUGGUUUUUGUAAAAAAGUUUUUGAAGAGGUUAUAAAUUAACUUUGAAUUAAUUCUCUUAACUCGAUGGCACCUUAAAAAGCGGCUUAUUUUAACUUAUUGUUGCGCGACACAUUGAAAAAAACAUUAAAAAAAUAUUUCGUACGGAGAUUAAAAAUUAUUUUAUCUUUUUUUCCUAAACGUAAAUUGAUUUUUUUCAUUGAACUGUUGCGUGUGGAUUGCGUUCAAAAACAGCGUCAGGCGUCAAAAAUCGCUCAUUGGAAGUUUUUUUAGUUCUAUUAAAAAUAAAUUCUCCAAUUUUUCUAGGGUUGUUUUUCUGUCAAAUUGGCAUGCGAUUUGAAGCAGUCAUCUUGACCCAUAAAGAUAAAAAUGAGUGAAAAUGCCCGCGCCAGGGGACCCGUCUUAUCAGCAGCUUUGCUUCUGGGAAUAUUUGAAUGUUUCAGAACCAUAUUGUGAGCCACAUCGACAAGGUUGCCGGAGUUUUGCCCUGGGUGAUGGCUCUGGCGUUGGCCGUUGCGGGCAUCUUCCUUUUCUUGAUCCCGUGGCUGUUCUGCUGCGUCCCGUUCUGCACGGACCGUUGUCUGGACGUCAUCCACACGUGUCCGGCUUGCAAACGCAGUCUCGGAAGGCUCAAUCGCAUGUAA
Molecule: messenger RNA, 936 nt
Organism: Caenorhabditis auriculariae
Lineage: Eukaryota; Metazoa; Nematoda; Chromadorea; Rhabditida; Rhabditidae
Source: the annotation of a GenBank genome assembly